GAGUAUAAAAGACUAGCGAUGCACGUUGUUGGUUAUCAGUUCGCGGUUUGCGCUACCAAUACCAACUACCUCCACCACAGCCUCACGCAGUGUGCUUAACGAGCAGUUCGACGAUGUAUACUACCGAGAGCCUCAUUCUCCUGGUCGUCCUGGGGUGCUUGGGCAGUGCCCGUGCUGGAGCCGCUCCACUUCUGCCUUACGGUGCCGUUGCUGCCGCUUACGACGGUGGUCUCGCCCUCGACAACUACCACGGCGUCGGCGCCGCGCCUCUCUACGCCCCGGCAGCUCAUGGAAAACUCGUCUACGGCGCCCCGGCUCUGGGAUACCAACAACCGAUAGCUGCCUACGCUAAUGCCGGUUACGGUAACGCCGGCUACGGUAACGCCGUCUACGGUGGAUAUCCCGCUGUCUACAGAGGACACGGACACUACGCCGGGGAGUACGAUCACCACGACGAUGAUGGACACCACGGAGAUCACCACGCCUACCCGAAAUACGCCUACAACUACGGUGUGAACGACCCGCACACCGGUGACGUCAAGUCGGCCUACGAGGAGCGCGACGGCGACGUCGUCAAGGGCUCCUACAGCGUCAACGAACCCGACGGCACGAUCCGCGUGGUCGAGUACACCGCCGACGACCACAACGGCUUCAACGCCGUCGUCAAGAAGAUCGGACACGCCGUCCAUCCGGCACCGAUCCACGCGGCUGCCCCCGUCGCCCAUGGCUACCACGGCUACGACAGGAAAUAAUUGCGAUCGAUCAUUCAUCGCGAUUCCACGACGCCGAUGAGUUGCGCAAAAUUCGAGCUGCUCCGCUCUUGAGCGCUGUCGAUCUGGCAUUUAGCAAAUUUUGCUGCCCCGAUGCGCUCUGCACGGGAGCUCGCGAGAGUUUUAGCGCGCGUGUAUGUUUAUUAUUAUAUAUAGGUUGUAUACUUGACGCGUGACGCUCUGUCGUCCUGUGCACGCGUGCGCAGGUGACAGGAGCUGAGAGAUUCCCUUCCCAAGAGUAUUAUUUAAUUUUAGUUUUUUGACGGCGCUCCGUGCACUGUGUAAGCGCUCGGGAGAGCGCGACUUCUUUUUCAUCGAGUUGAAUAAACUAUUUUUACAGAAAA
Messenger RNA from Nasonia vitripennis (jewel wasp), 1114 nucleotides. Its product is annotated as cuticular protein RR-2 family member 56. Lineage: Eukaryota; Metazoa; Arthropoda; Insecta; Hymenoptera; Pteromalidae. Gene Ontology annotation, cellular component: extracellular matrix. The coding region runs from base 114 to 752 and encodes 212 amino acids. The transcript has 3 exons. The record is from RefSeq and is a predicted model, not a curated record.